Molecule: messenger RNA, 1800 nt
Organism: Cyprinus carpio (common carp)
Lineage: Eukaryota; Metazoa; Chordata; Actinopteri; Cypriniformes; Cyprinidae
Gene: vps72a
Product: vacuolar protein sorting 72 homolog a
Exons: 6
Coding region: 233-1300 (355 amino acids)
Biological process (GO): regulation of DNA-templated transcription; chromatin remodeling
Cellular component (GO): nucleus
Molecular function (GO): ATP-dependent H2AZ histone chaperone activity
Source: RefSeq, a predicted model, not a curated record
GUUUCUCCGCGUUCAUUGUGUUGUGUUUUCUCAGCGUUUUCGUUUAUAAGCUCGAUUUCGUUGAUCAUUUGAUGUUAUUUCUCCGAAUAUAAGAGCGCAGCGCUUUAGUGCGUACUUUUAUUCCCGCGGAGGAGUGACGUUAUCACGUUAUCUUCCUUCAGGCGCCGCGCGAGACAAACAGAGGAGCUAAACAGAGUAAUAUUAUAGAAUUAACUGAUUAAUUAUUGUCGAAAUGAGUUUAGCGAGCAGCAGAGAGCAGCGCAGCACCGCGGGAAACCGCAUGUCCAAACUACUGGACGCCGAAGAAGAAGAUGAGUUUUACAAGACCACCUAUGGAGGAUUCAAUGACGUGAGGAUCAGAUUUGACAUCGAUGAAGGAGACGAACCUGACAGCGAUCAGGAGGACGACGCUCCGCGCAGAAAGAGCCGCGUGGUCACCAAAGCGUACAAGGUCAGCAUCACACACACACACACACACACACACAGACACAAACGAGUUUCUGAAGAAUUAAAGACUAAACGGCCCAAAGUUGAAAGACGCAUCAUUGAAGAGCUGCAGGAGUUUGGAGAAAUGCGUAAGUCUGUGCGUAAGUCGACGAGCGAGCACACGCGGCAGACGAACGAGCGUCUGCAGGAGCGUCAGCUGGAGGCACCGCGCAAGAGGAGAGGAGCUCUGAGCGAACGAGUGCUGACACAAGAAGAGCUGCUCGCCGAGGCCAAACUCACCGCCGAGAGCAACCUGAGAUCACUGGAAAACUACGAGCGUUUAGAGGCUGAUAAGAAGAAGCAUGUUCAUAAGAAGAGACGGUUUGAAGGGCCGAGCAUCCGCUAUCAUUCAGUGCUGAUGCCGCUCAUCCCAGACGCACACAUGAAGGAGGAGAACGUGGAUGUGGAAGGGCUGGACCAGGACACGCCCCAAGCCACACCCACUUCUUCAUCCUCCUCUCAGGGGGCGGGGUCUCUUUGCUCUCGCACAUACAUCACCUUCAGCGACGACGAGGCGUUUAGCUCCGCCUUCCCACCGUCGGCUCGCUCUAGCCCCGCCCAGCCUGUUCAGGAGGUGUGUCCCGUUACCCAUAAACCCGCUCUGUAUCGUGACCCCGUGACGGACAUCCCCUACGCCAACGCCCGAGCCUUCCGGAUCAUCCGCGAGGCUUACCAGAAAUACAUUGCGGCGCACGGUUUUCCCAACGCUUCUGGAAGCUUCAGCGGAAACAGUGACGUCAGCGAUUCGCCGGCCGCGACCACCAAGAGCACACGACCGAAAGCCGUCGUCAAACAGACUGUAGUCGCCACCUAGAAACACCUUAACGACUGCUUUUGAGUGUUUAAUUCCACAUGACGCAGGUUUGACUCUGUUUGAGGACAUUUUUUUAUAAAUUCAGGCAAAACUGUCAGAAUGAACACUUUACAGUAAGGUUUCAUUUGUCAACAUGAGCUAGCAAUGAACAAUACUACUUCUGCAUUUCUGUGUCUUAAUGAUAAUUUCAUCAUUUACUAAUAUUAACUAAUACAUAGAUUAAUAAAUGCUGAAAUUGCUCAUUGUUGGUUCAUGUCAACUAAUGUGAACAAUGACAGACCGUAUUGUAAAGUGUUACUGUACAGGUCUCCACUGAAUCACAUUCAGUGAUUCAAAGCUUCUUUGACUGAGUGACUCUGAACGACUCGGAUCCACUGAUGGACGACCGAUUCAGCUGUUGAUUUAGGAUCACUUCACCAGCACUGGCUCUCAACUGUUCAUUUUCUGAUUUCUCCUUUUGUAUAAAAUGGCAAUAAAAAAUGGCAAUAAAGAACUCAAAA